Molecule: messenger RNA, 2682 nt
Organism: Cyphellophora europaea CBS 101466
Lineage: Eukaryota; Fungi; Ascomycota; Eurotiomycetes; Chaetothyriales; Cyphellophoraceae
Exons: 2
Coding region: 1-2682 (893 amino acids)
Biological process (GO): vesicle-mediated transport
Cellular component (GO): intracellular membrane-bounded organelle; Mon1-Ccz1 complex
Source: RefSeq, a predicted model, not a curated record
AUGUCGUCUACGAAUACGCAGCGCACUGUUGUGCCCGCUCAGCUAAACUACCUGACCAUCUACAACCCAGCAUUCGGCGACACAGACGAGACCGCCUACGAGCAGAUCUUCUAUUACUUUUCGCGCGAGGAGGCUGAGAGGCGGAGUCAUGGGCAACCGGAAAGUCAGACCAGAAUCAAUGCUGGGUCGAAAGAGCGCACCCAGGAGGAAGAGAAGAACGACAGACUGCGUCAGGUAGGGCUCGCCAGAGGCAUGGUCGAAUUUGCAAACAAUUUCUCCGGCGUGUCGCCUGUAGAAUCUGUCGAGACCGAGAAGUCACGGAUCAUACUCCGCCAGCUUGAGGAUGGAUGGUGGAUACUCGCUUCGAUUCACCUCACGCAACUACCAGGGCUGAGGUCGCAGAAAACGCCAACAGAACAGACGAUUGAAUACUCGGCCCGCGAGGUGGCACCUGCUACGCUCCUACUCAGCCAGCUCGUCCAGGCACACAGCAUCUUUCUACUUCACCAUGCAGGCAGCCUUAACGAACUACACUCCCGGCUUGGUAGGCCGACCUUCUGCGCCAUGCUCGACAGAUACUGGACGAUGUUUUGCCGCAACUGGGACGUCCUAUUGCACGGUAACCCAGCCGUGGACGUGUUCAAUGCAACCAAGCUUGCAGGAGGUGGCGAGAUAGGCGUUGGUGUUGGUGAGGAGGACUGGGGUAGCGGUGAGCGAGAAGUCCUCGAAGACUUUGUGAAUCGUACGGAAGGCCUUGUUGAGCUGGUGGUCGGACGCUACGGCGAUCCACCGCUCGAACCUUUAAAAGACGUGACGACUGGCAAAGACGGGGAGGUCAAAGAGGUCAAUCCUUGGCUCGGAACCGGGGACGAUCCUCGAGCUUCUGACGGUGUUAUCUUUUCUGGCAUGGGCAAACUGUCGAGACGAUCACUUGCCACUGUGUCACAGUGGAUGGCGACUAUUUUCAAGUACGGCAACGAGGCUUACGGUAUAGGUGAGAACCCCAGCUCGCGGCCGCGACAGCGUCGGAGGGGCGGAAAACACGACCAAUCUCGACGCCAACGCGAGAACGGCGGAGUGCACGCUCCCCAAGACCAAUCAACGCGUUCAAGAGUCAAAUUACCCAGGAAGAAGCGGCCUGGCACUCGAAAGAUGUCGGAGGACCACCCACCGCCCCCAGGUAUACCGGCUCCUCUGGUCAGCACUGUCGAACAAUCAUUGACUGAUGCAACAAAGAAGGUACAGCAUGGGGAUGACAACACCAAAUCUAGCGGCACAGACCAAACAAGCCAAGAAGGAACAGCGUCUUUCUUCGAUUCGGAUACCAUGGUGAAGUACUUGAAGCUGGGAUACGGUUCUAGCUGGACUCUCAAUCCUAAGGGGUUUGCAGGCAAGACGGAGACAGCCGAGCCAGAGGCUCUCAUUGAAGAAGCCAACGAAGCCAGCGACGCACCGCAGAAGCCGCUUGAAGAAGUGGAGCCAAAUCCGGAGGGCAGCGAGGAUGAGGAAGAAACGGAAGAGCCCUUUGUUCAGCGAUUAGAGCAGUCGAUUGGCAGUUUCCUGCUCGGUCUCUCUGGAGACCUUGAGAAUACCGAAUUCGAGGCCGACGCGAUGGACGAGACCAAUGAAAUGGCGUCGGACGCCAUUCGCAAUACACAGCGAAUUUUCAUGCGGACGAUCACGGUCCAGCUCCGCGACCGACGGCGUUCACGAUCACCAUCCACCAUAACCCACUCUUCUGACAGCCACGAGAAGCUACAGGUGGCGGUGUACACGCAUCAGCCAUUCAUCUUCGUCUUCUUAUUUGAACUGCACACAGCAAGCUUGUCGAUGCCGAGCUCUUACCGGGCGAUACAUCACCGACUUGGCCCUCUCCAGAAACCAUUACUACGCAGUACGGAUCCACGGAGAAUACCUGAGCGAAUGGCGGAGGUGAUUGGUGAAAAAGCCGACCAGCUCGGAUCUAGUGGGAUCUACGACCUUGUGUACGAUACAGCCAAGCUUUUUGUGCGUACGAGUGUACCCAACAUCCCCGUCCCCGGAAGCCUGGCGGCGGAGGGAAUCAUGGGCUCGACGCAGGUAUCAUCUUCAGGUGACGGCUCGCGAACGGUUAGUGGAGCAUGGUACACGCUGGGCAUUCCUAUUGGGCCAUCUACGCCAACCUCGCAGUAUCGAACCGAGGACGGCACGCGGCUACUGAAAAGCGAGUGGACCCGGGUGGAAAGCCUGAAUGUACACACUCAGAUACUCAACACUCAUAUGGCAACCAGGAGAGGGCAGGGAGGGGUGGGGGAGAUUGAGCGGACUGUCAAAACGUCGCGAGGGUGGUGGGUGGUAUGGAUGCGAGUUCCGAUGUCGAUGUCAACGAAAUCGCCGACGCCGUCGCCGUCGCCGUCGCCUUCACCCUCACCCUGGCCUUACCAAUCCGAAGGAGAUGAGCGGAGUCAGCACAGACGGAACAACCGUGGCGGAGAGAACGAAGCGUUCUUGAUUCGAAAGACGAUCGAAGCGAAUAACGCUGCCGGGCCCCGAGAGAAGAGUGGCACGUGGUUGCGUCGCGAUGUCAGGGACAUGAGUGGCGGCAGUACCACAGGAGUCGCGACAAGUGCCAGAUCGGUGGUAGAGGGUGUCGGUGUGGAUCCACGACGGUGGAUCGAAGGCCUGGUGAAGCUUAGCUCUUAG